AUGGCUAGGACACGAGGAAAUUUAUCUAGAUGUGGUUCACAUGAUGCACUCGAAAGUUUCACACAGGGUGCUGCACGGAAGAGACCGACAACUUCAGCUCGUAGAAGGGGUCAGCACGAGGUUAAUGUUGUUCAGGAUGAUGUUGUUGAGCAUGAGGUUUCUAAUGUUCCUCAGGACGAGGAGCAGGGGAUUGAUAACAAUGGUGCAGGAUUUCUAGGUGGUCUGUCUGAUACAUCUUUAUUGACUCGGUACCAGGAUCAUGUUGCACGCAUGAUAUGGGAUGGUCAGGAUCGAGUUGUGAAAAUAGUCUCCCAUAUUAAAAAAGUGAAGAAAUUAGGACGUCCUCACCCUUCUGUUCUCCCCUUUGUGGUAGCUUCUGGAUUAUCGCCUCUGUGCGAUAUUUUAUAUGAAUAUACCGAUCUUAGGUUAGUAUUGGGUUUCGUGGAGAGAUGGCAUCCCGAGACUAAUACUUUUCAUCUACCCAUUGGGGAGAUGACCAUCACUUUAGAUGACGUCUGGUCGCUCCUCCAUCUUUCCAUCACUGGACAUUUUUGCUCCACUGAAAAUCUUGAAUAUGAAGAUUCAGUUGAGAUUUUGAUGACACUUCUUGGUGUUGAUCGGGCCAUGGCUUGUGAGGAGCUGAAUCAAAGUCGGGGUGCACAGAUCAGACUUAGCUGGUUGAGAGAGUUGUAUGAUAGCUGUUGUGAUAACGAGUUAUGGGAGUUUGCUACAUGUGCAUAUCUUUUGCACCUUCUAGGAGAUGUCAGUUUUGCAAAUACAAAACAAUUAGUUGGAUAUCUACCUCUUCUACAGGCUUGGAUAUACGAGCACUUCCCUACAUUGGGAAGGAAGCAAUUACAGGAUACAUAUGUGGAGACCGAACCCCGUGCCAUACGUUAUGUCACUGGACGCGCUAUUUCCGCUAUAACUGAAGGCACAAUUGUUUGGGAUCGCACGUAUGAGUUAUUGCAGAUGGCUCGUGAUGGCGUUGAAGAGGAAGAGACUAGAGGAGGACAUAGAGUUUGA
This is a messenger RNA of Vigna unguiculata (cowpea), 1026 nucleotides long. Lineage: Eukaryota; Viridiplantae; Streptophyta; Magnoliopsida; Fabales; Fabaceae. The record is from RefSeq and is a predicted model, not a curated record.